CCCCUCCUUCGUCCUUCUUCUUCCCGUUGAGCCGUUCGGUUUCGGUGAACUCCUACACCUGCUCUCUCCCUUUCUCGCGUUUGUCCUCACACGAACACACUCGACAUGGAUGAUUUUGAUAUGUUGAACGCGCCACCCGCUGGGAACGGCGUAGGCUCAGAAGAGGACCCUGCGGCCGCCUUUUUGGCCCAGCAGGAGAGCGAAAUCGCGGGGAUUGAAAACGACGAAGGCUUCAGCAUCCUGGACAGCGGAGAGGUCCCCUCGUCGCUGGCGGACUCUAACGAUGGCGCUGUAAAUGGAGAUCUUCAUGGGGAAAGCAACGGUCCAUCAGAUGCCUAUGCAGCAAUUUCCAGUGCAGACCGACUGCAGGCCGAACCUGAAAGUCUACGCAGAUGGAGGGAGGAGCAAAGCGAAAGGCUGGAGUUGCUGGAUGCCAACUCUCGCAAGCAGGAGUCGGAGUGGAAAGAGAAGGCCAAGGUGGAACUGGAGGAGUGGCAUGCCAGGCAGAAUGAGCAGCUGGAGAAAACCAAAACCAACAACAGGGUGCUGGAUGAAGACUUCUACAAGCAGCCCUUCUCUGAGCUCAUUGGUUAUGUCACACACAUUAACCAUCCUUGCUACCGCCUAGACCAGGCAGCUGAAGAAGCCAUGGUUUCAGAUCUGGAUGAAAACAACCCCGGCACCGAGUGGGAGCGGGUGGCUCGGCUCUGCGACUUCAACCCCAAGUCCAGCAAGCAGGCCAAAGACGUGUCACGCAUGCGCUCUGUCCUCAUCUCCCUGAAGCAGUCUCCACUUGUCCGCUAGGCACCCAGCAACGCUCAGGGUGUCAUUCCAUAUCAUCCUUUCUCCACCACACACCACCAACUCAACUCCUUAUGUCCAAUCAUUUGUAUUCCAGUGGGGCUUACUUGCCUUGUGUCAUAUCCAUCCUCCAUGCCCAGACCUGUCUUAUCCCCCAGUGGAAGGAAGUAUCCAGUGGUCCUAUCCUCAUUUAUCUUUCCAUCUUCUGGCAGGGCUGUAGAGAUUAGCCUUCAUGUACCUGUACACCACUCUCUGCCCUCUGAAACGUUUUCACCUGUGUAUGCCACUUCCACAGACCAGCCAAGACCAUAUAAUAUAUUGCUCAUUUAGUUUUACUGUCAUCGAGAUCUCUUAAAUUUAUACCGGGCCUCGUGGUUUGUGGCCUUGCGCAACAUUCGUGUAAAGGUGGCGAGUUGGGACACUAAAAGGGAAGGGCUGAUGUUUGUUUGGGCCUACAGCUACACUACAACCUGCUUCAUAUGGCCCCCAAACAAUAUCAUUCCCAUGAUGCUGUGCUGUGACUCUUAACUUGCCAAUCCCAAGUAUCUUCCUCUGACCCUUGAGGUUUGAUAUCAAGUGGUUUUAUUCAACCUUGUCCCUCCAGUGCAUCACCUUACGUGUUCCCUCCCUUACAAAAACAAACGUAUCUACACAUUUUUCUUUUCUUUUUUUUAAAGGACCAAACUCUAAAACAAAUUUCCGGAUUCAGUGUGUGUACUUUGAACUGUGUGUGUAGAGCCUGCUUGUGGCAUAUUGUGUUGAAUUUUCCAAUCUAUGCAUUUUCUUUUGAAAGCCUCCCUCCUCCCCCAGUCAAGAACUGAACAAAGUCCAGUCAUUACAAUAAAUGUGACCUGUUUGUAUGUGUGUUAAAACCUCAGCAAGUGUGUGUAUGUACUCUAUGCGUGUACCUAUGUACAUAUACAGAAGGCAAUAUAUAUACAGUAUAUAAAACAUUUAUGUCACUGAAAUUAGACGUUGUGGUUUUAAACAGAACUAGAUGCUAGCCAUCUGUGCUUGACCAUGUGUGUUCAUUGUCCAUUUGAUUUCAGUAUCAGUAAAAAGUAAAUUACA
Molecule: messenger RNA, 1872 nt
Organism: Mugil cephalus (flathead mullet)
Lineage: Eukaryota; Metazoa; Chordata; Actinopteri; Mugiliformes; Mugilidae
Gene: clta
Product: clathrin, light chain A
Exons: 7
Coding region: 106-804 (232 amino acids)
Biological process (GO): clathrin coat assembly; intracellular protein transport; clathrin-dependent endocytosis
Cellular component (GO): clathrin coat of coated pit; clathrin coat of trans-Golgi network vesicle; synaptic vesicle membrane
Molecular function (GO): structural molecule activity; clathrin heavy chain binding
Source: RefSeq, a predicted model, not a curated record